AUGGCUGCUAAAGCUUUAAUAGAUUUGAAGAAUCUUCAUGUAUCUGAGAGGAAUUUAGACUGUAAAGCAGGCUUAACUAAGCCUUGUGUUGGAAAAAUGAAUGGAAAAGCUGAAGAUAGACCACCACAACAAUCUGUAUCCUUGGAUCACAAUCAUCCAAAUGCCGUUGAGAUAGAGAAACCCGAGGCAGAGAGAGGAGUUGUUAUAGAAAUUGAGUAUAUUGAAUCCGAAGACUUGAACAACAUAACCGAUGUUGAUGCAGCUCUGAAGUCACUUCUUACUGGACUAGACUCCAAGGAUUGGGUUUCGGUCUGUGGUGCUCUUAAUAUUGUUCGCCGUCUUUCAGUAUACCACAAGGAAGAUAUGCUACAUAUGGUGGAGGAAGUGAUCCCGCUAGUCGUGAAGUCAUUGAAGAACCCAAGAAGUGCUGUAAGUAAAACAGCAUGUAUGACAUCUGCAGACAUCUUCAGCUCGUAUAACGACCAUAUAAUCGAUCAAUUGGAUCCCCUGCUUACUCAACUCCUUCUUAAAUCUUCUCAAGACAAGCGAUUUGUUUGCGAGGCAGCCGAAAAAGCAUUAGUAGCGAUGACCACACAUGUUUCUCCUAACUUGCUGUUGCCAAAGCUUCAACCUUGUCUGAAGAAUAGGAAUCCUCGGAUCCGUGCAAAAGCAUCCUUGUGCUUUUCCCGAAGUGUUUCCCGGCUGGGCAUUGAAGGUAUUAGAGAAUAUGGAAUCGAGAAACUGGUCCAAGUAGCCGCGACUCAGCUUAGUGACCAACUCCCAGAAUCCCGAGAGGCUGCACGGACAGUUUUACUGGAACUUCAGACAGUGUACAAGAUAUCUCAUCGUGUCGAACCCGAGGAGGAGGAACAUUCAGAUGUAGCCACUUGGCAAAUCUUCUGCCAAUCAAACCUCUCACCUCUUAGUGCUCAGGCCGUGCUCCGUGUCACCAUUGUUGCUGGUGUGGCUCGAGAGGCUCUUGUUACGCGUUCAUAA
Molecule: messenger RNA, 996 nt
Organism: Arabis nemorensis
Lineage: Eukaryota; Viridiplantae; Streptophyta; Magnoliopsida; Brassicales; Brassicaceae
Source: the annotation of a GenBank genome assembly